AUUUCGGCUCCUUCAUCGGAGAAUAUGAGCAACGUUACCGGCGAUCGCACUGACGAAGGCCUUUCCACCGCCGUGGCUGUCUCCGGCUCUGCGACGGUCCAGAGUUCCCCUCCCACUGAUCGUCCUGUCCGCGUCUACGCCGAUGGGAUCUACGAUCUCUUCCACUUUGGUCACGCUCGAUCUCUCGAACAAGCCAAGAAAUCGUUUCCAAACACUUACCUUCUUGUUGGAUGUUGCAAUGAUGAAACUACCCAUAAGUACAAGGGAAGGACUGUAAUGACUGCAGAAGAGCGAUAUGAAUCACUUCGACAUUGCAAGUGGGUGGAUGAAGUCAUUCCUGAUGCACCAUGGGUGGUCAACCAAGAGUUUCUUGACAAGCACCAUAUUGACUAUGUAGCCCACGAUUCUCUUCCCUAUGCUGAUUCGAGCGGAGCUGGAAAGGAUGUCUAUGAAUUUGUUAAGAAAGUUGGGAGGUUUAAGGAGACAAUGCGAACUGAAGGAAUAUCGACCUCGGAUAUAAUAAUGAGAAUAGUGAAAGAUUACAACCAGUAUGUCAUGCGUAACUUGGAUAGAGGAUACUCGAGGGAAGAUCUCGGAGUUAGCUUUGUCAAGGAAAAGAGACUUAGAGUUAAUAUGAGGCUAAAGAAACUCCAGGAGAGGGUCAAAGAACAACAAGAAAGAGUGGGAGAAAAGAUCCAAACUGUAAAAAUGCUGCGCAACGAGUGGGUAGAGAAUGCAGAUCGGUGGGUAGCUGGAUUUCUUGAAAUAUUUGAAGAAGGUUGCCAUAAGAUGGGAACUGCAAUCGUAGACAGUAUCCAAGAAAGGUUAAUGAGGCAAAAGUCCGGAGAAAGGCUGGAGAACGGGCAGGAUGAUGACACAGACGACCAGUUCUAUGAAGAAUACUUCGACCAUGACAUGGGUAGUGACGAGGAUGAAGAUGAAAAAUUCUACGACGAGGAAGAAAUAAAGGAAGAAGAGAAAGAGCAAAUCGCUAUGAUGGAUGCUAAAGACAACAAGUGAGAACAAAUUUGGCUUGCAGAAACCGCAGGUUAGCUUUACUUAUGGCCACUUCUACUAAACUCCCAUAGCCUCUCACUCUCUCUCGACCAGUAAAAUGCACUUAACAUA
Messenger RNA from Arabidopsis arenosa, 1128 nucleotides. NCBI's taxonomy places the organism in Eukaryota, Viridiplantae, Streptophyta, Magnoliopsida, Brassicales, Brassicaceae. The record is from the annotation of a GenBank genome assembly.